Sclerotinia borealis F-4128 is the source of this 1014-nucleotide messenger RNA. NCBI's taxonomy places the organism in Eukaryota, Fungi, Ascomycota, Leotiomycetes, Helotiales, Sclerotiniaceae. The record is from the annotation of a GenBank genome assembly.
AUGCGAUUUCUCAAAUCGGCAGCAUCUGCUGCCUUUGCGGUGUCAUUAUUUGCUAUGCCAAUCAUUGCAGCGACUACUGCAACUGCGGCGGCUACAACAGCUACCUCAGAUCUACCAAAUCUUUCCAGUGUGGCAGCAUCGGAAUCUUCAGCCGCUGUAGCAUCAACGAAAACCACAACAUCGAGUGACACAACAUCGUCUGGGACGACAACAGCUGGAUCGAUUGCAGUAAUUACAGGUGGAUCUACUGCAACUGGGGCGGCUACCACUACUUCCGCUUUACCAACAUUGGCUGGCGCAUUUACAAUUCCGACACCUUCUGUUCCUCCAACUUCAAAUGCACCAUUUAUGCAAUUGUCGAAUUAUCCCGAAGGCACAGUUUUCAUUGCAGUGGGUGCAGUUCUUGGAUUUUUGGCGCUAUCUGUUUUGGUUUGGCGUACGAUGAUUGCUUGGGCUUUACACAGAUCCGUCAAACGCGCUGCUGGUCAAAAAACCCAUGUGGAUCAAAAGCAAUUAUUCCAAGCUCCGCAAGCACCAUUUUACAACUACGCCGACAAAGAAUCAACGCUCUCACUUGGAGGAGGAGGACUGGGCGGAAAAAGUGGCAAGAAGAGGCCAACGACUGGCAACGGAACACAAUCUCAAACCUCUCUGUUUUUCAGUCCUACAGCUCUCGCCGGUGGUAAUAACCCAGGAAAUCGUGCAUCGAAUUAUCUUCCAGCCGGAUACUACGCAUCAGGAGCAGCAGCUCCAGGAGCAUAUCCUGGCGACAGACAAAGUAUCAGUAUGUCGAAUCUCACACCACAAGGAUAUACGAGAGGACAUCCAAUGGAUCGUUCGCCACCUGGUAGCCCUAGUCAUGGUACUCAUUCCGAGUCGAGUACAUCGGAUCUAAGGCCAACGGAUGGGAAUGUCAGGGCACCAAGUGCAUAUUUGGAAGAUCUUUUCGAUGGGGAGAAUCCACUUCCAACACCACAGCAAGGAGGACGUGAUAGGCGAUCUGGACGGUACUGA